CGCGUAAUACUGGCCUUCAAUUAAGCAUAUGCGGUGUUAGUUUAUUGCGUGUACUUAAUUACGUUAGACUAAUUAUUAUAUUACACGCUUAAUAAAUGAUACCUUUAUAAAAUUCCAAAUAUGUUUAAAACUGUGAUAUUUUUUUUAUCCUUUGUGUUAUACAGUGUAUACGGAAAAGUUAUAUUAACUGAAGAAAAACUUCUGGUCGUAUCGAAUAAUUUGAUUACAAAAGAUACAAAACUCAUUCCGGCAAUACAAAUAGAAUUACCAGUUAAUAAGGAAAUUUUACACAAAAUUGUACCUUCGAAGAAAGAUCAUCCUAAAAUUAUAAAAGUAGAAGUGAAAAUAUCAAGCAAUAAUACACACGAAAUACAAAUGAAAACAUCGAACAAUAAAAACGAAAGUCUAUCUACUACUACUACUGAAAGUCGGAAGAAAUGUCAAACAGAUAAUUUAAUCGAUGGUUUACUAGAUUCAGAUGAAAGUAUACCGUGUGAAGUACCAGUUAAGGCAGAUAAUGGAACGGCGCUAAUAUUAACUCCUUUAAUAGAGAAAGGCCAAAUUGAAGAAGCCCGCAAUGCCAGUUUUGUCAAUUCGGAAAUAUUUUUAGGAUACGAAAGUUAUUCUGGUUUUCUGACGGUGAAUAAAACGUACAAUUCUAAUAUUUUCUUUUGGUAUUUUCCCGUGGAAGGGAAACCUGUCAACGAAACUCCAUGGAUCAUUUGGCUUCAAGGAGGACCUGGUGCAUCGAGUAUGACUGGACUCUUCGAUGAAAUAGGACCAUUUAAAGUGAAUCCAGCUGGAACUUUAAAGAAAAACCCAUUUACAUGGUUGCAGAAUCAUUCCCUUGUAUUUAUCGACAACCCCGUUGGUACUGGUUACAGUUUCACUGAGCACGUAAAUGGUUUUGUACAGGAUAUGUCUACGUAUGGCAUGCAUUUACACGAAGCGGUACAGCAAUUGGUCCAGUUAUUUCCGGAGUUAAGAUCGGCGCCACUGUUUAUUGCAGGAGAAUCUUACGCUGGAAAAUAUGUUCCAGCACUCGCGAUGGAAAUCCAUAAACAUAAAGAUUUACCUGGAUCCAAUAUUAAUUUAGAGGGUAUGAUUAUAGGAAACGCUUACGUGGACCCGAAGAUGAUAUCACACGUGACCCUUCCAUUCUACUACUUCGGACUGCUCAACAAAGAACAACUCAAGAUAGUGGAUCCUUUAUUAAAAUCAUUCCAAUCAGACAUAGCAUCAAAUAACAGCAUAGCGGCAAAGAACAAAUGGAACAGUCUCAUAGCCGUUUUGCUGUUCCUGUCACACCAGAAGCAAGCAUACAAUUUCUUAAAAGACGAUCUGCCGGUGGGUCGUUACGUCAACUUCCUCAAAUCAUCGGAAGUGAAGAAGGCGUUACACGUGGGCGAUAUAAAGUUCUCGUUCGUUAACAUGACUGUUAAUUCGCGAAUGUCGCCUGAUUUCUUGAGCAGUUCCAAGUCUUUGUUCGAAGAGCUACUUGCGGACUAUCGAGUUUUGGCUUAUUGUGGACAGUUGGACCAAAUGCUGCCGUGUGUGUUCACGUCGGAACACUACCGCACGUGGCAGUGGAACGGCACCGCGGAGUUCCUGGAGGCGACGCGCUACCCUUACAUCUACAACACCAAGCGCGCUGGGUACCACAAAAGCGGCGGUCACCUGACGGAGGUAGUGAUACGCGGCGCUGGUCACAUGGUGCCUGUGGACGAGCCGGCGCCCACACAGAACCUGGUUGCGCGCUGGACACACAACAAACCGCUCAGCCAGCGGUUUGGGCUUCUAGAAGGUUCCUAUGUCCAAGAGUUCGUUAAGAACAACUCCAUGAUAUAUUUGUGAUUACCGAUUUCUAAUGUUUUUAGAAUAAUAAAUAUAAUUUGUAUUCA
Molecule: messenger RNA, 1901 nt
Organism: Nymphalis io (European peacock)
Lineage: Eukaryota; Metazoa; Arthropoda; Insecta; Lepidoptera; Nymphalidae
Product: venom serine carboxypeptidase-like
Exons: 8
Coding region: 121-1854 (577 amino acids)
Biological process (GO): proteolysis
Molecular function (GO): serine-type carboxypeptidase activity
Source: RefSeq, a predicted model, not a curated record